CCGAGAGGUUCACCGGGGGACACGCACACCGUCUGCCCUACAUAAAAUGCACCCAUUGUAGGCCGAGGUGUCAGCUGAGGACGACUUGCAACCUAGAAACGGCGGUUUGGCCCCUCCUUCUCUUUGUCAGUCGUAUUGUAAACGUUAGCCCGAGGUCUUCUGAGGUAUUCUUUUUUCCGAAAAUAGAUCGUAAAACUGACACGGGCUGCAGAAGCGCUGUUUCAACCGUGCGAGCACGGUUUUCUCCAUUUUCAACAGCCCUUGUCGAGACCCCUCGCGAGUCUUUAUCAAAGGCGCUGUCCCGGGGAACUGUGCCCAAUGACAUCAUCCAAGCCUUUUGUAUACAGUUGCUAGGGGUUACGGGGUGACAUUUCAAACAGUCCUGCUCUCGACGUGUUCGAGAUACGCGCUCCCAUUUCUGUCUGAACACAAAACGGACUAAAGUUCGGUGUUUGUGUAGAGCUGAGGUAAUGCACUCGAUGGGCUUUCAUAAAGAGCGAACGAAGCCUUAACUGUGUGAGUAAGAAUGCUUCGCGGAAGUAUACUUCUCGCAACUUACUUUGUGUGUACAUCGUUUUUAGUAGCCUGCAACAACAUAAACUUUGUGAGAUGGCAGAUUCUGGUCUAGCAGAAAAAGUGCUGAUCACCGAGAGUGCGGAGACCAGGCGUGCUACCUCGGUGUUCACGGACCCUUACGAACGCUCUGUUAGCUAUAUGGAGACUCACAGUAUUCUUCAGAUUUUCCAGGACAUCACAGAGAAACUGGUGUUUGAUAGACCAGAUGAUCCACUUCAGUUCAUGUUAGAACAGGUACAAAUGAAGAUCAAAAUCCGUGAUGAGUCAAGAAACACAUUUGUGAAAUCAUAAUGAAUUCUAAAGCAACAAGCUUUGCGAUGAAUUGAAUCCAAGUUUAUACUAUUAUUUAUAUAUUUCUGUAAAUGAGGUGUAUCGGUUGCUGCAGGUCAUUCCGUGACUCUGCAUUGUUGUUUCCAAGCAACUGUCUUCAGAUUUUUUUUU
Molecule: messenger RNA, 1017 nt
Organism: Labeo rohita (rohu)
Lineage: Eukaryota; Metazoa; Chordata; Actinopteri; Cypriniformes; Cyprinidae
Gene: tex55
Product: testis expressed 55
Exons: 3
Coding region: 610-867 (85 amino acids)
Source: RefSeq, a predicted model, not a curated record